Molecule: messenger RNA, 306 nt
Organism: Spirodela intermedia
Lineage: Eukaryota; Viridiplantae; Streptophyta; Magnoliopsida; Alismatales; Araceae
Source: the annotation of a GenBank genome assembly
AUGUCGUCGUCGAGGAGCUGGAGGAACAAUGCGGACACGCACAAGAUGAGCCCGGAGGAGGUGAAGAAGUACGGGCUGGAGGGGUCGAAACGGCCACCGGGGCAGAACCCGGGGGGUGUGUUGCACCAGCGGCGCCACUUGCCGUACAGCCCCGCCGCCAUGGCCGUCGCCGGCUUGCUCAUCGUGGGCACCAUCGGCUACCUCACCCUCUACACAAAGGCCAAGCCAGGGACCACGCCCAGCGAGGUCGCCAAGGUCGCCGCCGGCGUCUCCGACGACGACGUACCUCGCCAGCCUAACAAGUAG